CGCGGCACGUAGUUUGGCGCUUAAAAAAAAAAAAAAAAAAAAAAAAAAGCCGAGGAGCGAGCGGAGCCGCGGGAGAAAGGGAAAGAGAAAGAACCGGGGCCGCUCCGCAGCCAUCGCCCCCGCUCCAAUCCGGCCCCAUCUCGCUGCAGCCCCGCCGGGAGGCAGCCGAGCAGCGGCCACCAGCUCUGCAAGGGGGAGCCGCUCCAUGCGAGACGGUGGCGGGGCCUCGGGCGGAUCCAGGGCCCGGGCGGGGGGCGCAGCUCCCCCUGGCUUGAUGCUGCUCAACCCCCCCGCGCUGGGGGCCUCGGGAGGAGGAGCAGCCAAAGCAGAGAUUUAGGGGGGGCGAUUUUAUUAUUCACUUUUUAAAAAUGCAACGCGCUUGGGUGGGAGUCGAUUCCCACUCUGGGAGCUGAAAGUCACCAGCCCCUGCAAUAACCUGCACGUUACCGAGCUGCUGCAGGCUGAGGCUUGGGUCAGUGAACGGGCAUUUGAGCGCCGCAAAGCCCCGGUCCCCUGGAGACAACCAGUAACUUUGAAUUGUGUGUUUGUAUCGAAACAGCCAGCUGCGAAUUCGGGCCGGUCAGCUAAAGGAUCUUCCACGAAGAAAGGAGGGGGCUGGAGCUUUCUUCCUGAGUGAGGAGAGCGAAAGGAAACAGUCAUUUUUUUUAUUCUGGGGCUGCGUUAGUCUUUUCCUCCCCCAAUGCAUUAUAGCAAAAAAUCCGGCUUGAUUUUUUCCCCCAAGACAGCCUCAGGCUGGAAACUGGGGGCCGUUCACUGAUCCUGCAUGCUACGCCCUGCUUUAAAUGGCUGAACAAUGCUGAGAGUCAAGGGAGCGUCUUCAGCCCCGGAAAGGGGGGGCUGCUCCAUUGCCUGCCUCCCCCAGCAGCAGCAGCAAAAGAAAGCCAUGCCCGUGAUGAGCUCUGCAGACUUGCUGACUUCCAGCCUCCGCAGCCCUCAGAUGCGCUCCAUCCCGGCCAGCUAUUUCACGAAGCUGUACCCUCAGAGUGUGGCUACUGCCCCCGCAUCCAGGGGCAGCUGUCUCUACGCUACCCCUCAUGGACCCGAAAUCAAAACCAUCCGAUCUGCCUCUGCAGGAAGGUUGCCGGCCAAAAGGAAGCUGGAUCUGGAAGGGACCGGCCAGCCGGGCAUCGCAGAGUUCCGGACGCCCAAGGGGAAGGGCAGGACAGUCACUCGAAUCCCCAGCCCCAGGACCCCCAAGUCGCCCGGGGAGAAGACGCGGUACGACACCUCCCUGGGGCUGCUGACCAAGAAGUUCAUCCACCUGCUGAGCGAGUCGGAGGACGGGGUGCUGGACCUGAACCGGGCGGCCGAGGUGCUGGAGGUGCAGAAGCGCCGGAUCUACGACAUCACCAACGUGCUGGAGGGAAUUCAGCUCAUCCGGAAGAAAUCCAAGAACAACAUCCAGUGGAUGGGCACAGGAAUUUUCGAGGAUACCUCUGUGACGGUGAAGCAGCAGUCCCUGCGCCAAGAGCUGGUGGAGCUGGCCAAGACCGAGAGAACGUUGGACGAGCGCAUCCAGGACUGCACCCUCCAGCUGAAGCACCUGACAGAGGACGAGACCAACCAGAGGUUAGCAUAUGUCACCUACCAGGACAUCCGCGCCAUCAGCAACUUCCAGGAGCAGACGGUGAUAGCGGUCAAGGCCCCCCCAGAAACCAAGCUGGAGGUGCCGGACCUCAAUGAGGAGAACGUGCAGCUCCACCUGAAGAGCACCAAUGGCCCCAUCGAGGUGUACCUGUGCCCCGAGGAGAUCCUGGAGGACAGCCCUGCCAAGGAGAGCAGCUUCCCCACCCCUUCCCUCCAGGACAGCAGCGAGGGCACCGACCCGUCCCCAGGGAAAGCCGAGCCCCUGCUGGAGGUGGAGGACGGGCUCCUGGACAUCCCCCAUCACCUGCUGCAGCAGACGGAGGACCAGCUGCCCUACGGUGACCCCGCCCCCUUCGUCAGCUUCUCCCCGCCCCUUGAUCAGGACGACUACCUGUGGGGGCUGGAGGGGGGCGAGGGGGUGAGCGACCUCUUCGAGGCCUAUGACCUUGGCGACCUGCUGAAGAACUGAGCCGGCGAGGGGGCCCCUCUCCCUCCCCGCUACGGUGCUAACGGCCUUGCUGGAGUCCGGGGCUUUGACUUGAAGUGUGGACUCCGAGCCCCUGCCCUCCCGGCCACCAGAGCAGGGGCGUGGAGACCUCCUGUGGGGCAGGACUUCCUCCCGCUCCGCCCCACCCGUGCGUGGUCUCCACAGUUCCUCCUCCGCUCUUCGGCGCAGCUGGGGCCAGCGUAGCAGUCAACCCGCUGCAGGAAUGAAGCACCUUCGCCCGUUUAUCUCUUCCCCGCCCCCCACGCAUGCCGGUAACAUGUUCCUGGCCUGUCCAGGGAUGCUGGGGCCGGGCAAGGAGCCCCCGGGAGACUGGGACUCUGUCAUGGAGAGUGAAUCUUCGCAUCCCGCCCCCGAGGUGACCCGUCUGCGGAACACGCAGGGCGGCUGUGUCUGGGGAGCGGAGGGGGAGUGGAACGCUCUGUGCUCCGCCAGGGGAUUUGCGUGGCAGGGCAGGAGAUCCCGUUCCCUGGAGUCUGGGCAGGGGUGGGCACGUGUGCGUGUGUGAAUGAAGAAAUCCUGAAGCUCCCGCAGCUGCUCGGGGGGCCCGUAGGGAUCUGUGACGGCAGCACAGCUGCGAGACACUUGUCUGUUUUGCUCUGCAAGACCCGGGCGCCCUCUUUGGAUCUGACCCAGGUGGGUCUUGCUUCCCCCUCCCUGAAUGUUUUGCUUGGAGCGUACGGGGUCUGAGCCAACCCAGAAACGCCGAGUGAAACCUGGUUUGUCCUUGCAGCCGGCAGGUGGCUUUUGAUGUGACCAGUCAGCUGAGAGUCUCUCCUUAGGGCCAUGGCCUCUAGGGGGAACUUACCAGGGACCUGCUCUGACAUCUUGUAACGAAACUUGAAACAAGGCAAGUCCGGGGUGGAGGGUGUGGUGAGACCCGUCCGCUCCCCUGUGAUGGGAGAGAUUCCAACUGCAUCUCCUCCCUCCCCUUCGACUGACCCUCCCCUCCAUCCCCUCACUGAAAUGACUCGCUGCCUUCGCUGUCAGUGGGUCACUUGGAUCUGCUCCAUCUAGACUGGUGCCAAGUGACCUGCUGUGAGCGUCACCUGUAUCCAGUAAAUGGGCUGUUGUUCCCAUGCGAGCCCCCGAGUCCAGGGUUACCCCAGAUCCUUCCUGACUGGAUCAGCCCUUCUCUAAAUUCAUUGUUAGGUUAGCAUGGGAUCUGUCUCGUCGAGUGGGAGAAGCCCCAAGUGCCACAGGCUGGGCGGGGUCCCCUAGGGAGACUAACUGCCCCCCCUUCUCCUUCCACGGUAGAUUCUGGGAACAGAGCAGAUUAAAUCUGGGAUGGCCAAGGUAGUGUAAGAGAGCUCUGAGUGCACCGUGCCUUGUGAAAACCAAGCCGUUAACUUCCUGUGCUUCCUGUGAGGUGGGAUUAAUACCCACUUCUAUGUCGUGCUUUGGGAUCCUCUGAGGGACAGGGUCUUAGUGGUGAGAUCUGGACCAUUAUCCACAGCCCGCUGCAACGAAAUGGCGCUUGGUUUCCAGGGGGUGCCAAUGGCUUGCAGAUCACUCUGGGUCACCAAUGUCGCGGUGCUGGUUGCUUACUGACUUGCUGCUUUCUGAUGGGCUUGGCGCAUGUCACGCUUCAGCCAAUCAGAGACCAAUUGUCUGCGCACUGUGAAACGUACACAUUUUCGCUGUAAUUUAAACUUAAAUCUGCUAGUCGGGCACGUAGUGUGAAAAUUGUCAAACUUAGGUGCCUAGCGCUGUGCGCCUAAAUGAAUAUUUAUGCAGCUAAUAGUGGCUUGAUUUUGUUUGUUUGUUUGUUUUCAGAUGUUGAGCAUGCACUGCUCCCGCUUUGAAGUGAAAAUCAAGCCACUCGUAGGUGCCUAAAAGUGUGGAUUUGGGUGGCAAACCUGAGCUUCCAGAGUUCAGAAAUGUUGAUCUAAUCUGACUUUAUUUUUACUCAUAGUAAGAUUUUCAAAAUGUGGCAAGGUGCUUCUCUGCAUUUUUAGGGACCUAAAUACCUCUGAAAAUGUGGCUCUGCCAUGUAGCAACCUUGUUAGCCACAGAUUCCAUUGUCAAUAUAUUUUUUUUGUGUGCAAAAUUCCAGAGGGGAGAAGUAGCUUUUUAUUUCACUCUGUCCAAAAUUCACCCCACCCUCCUCCAGAAAGGCUUCUUUGGAUUUCCAGGUUUUCAAUAUUUGCAGAAUAGCUGUUGGUUAACGGGUGGGGAAUUAUGUCAAGUGCCAUCCCAUUAAAUUCUGUCUUAAAAAUGGAAACAAGCACAUUGUCUUAACCUCUCCUUGAAUGCAGCUUAUCCCCGCGCGGGGAGAAUGCCAGACGGAGCCUGCAUUGGAUGCUGGGUAGGUAGAGUCCCGUUCACAUCUACCCAUGUGGCUCUCCUUGCAGGACUGGAGUCUGAGGUAUUGUAGCCAAAAUGUCCCACUAAUGUUAAAAUUAAACACUUUUUUGUUGGCUUUUUAUCUAGCAAAGGGGUUUAAUGCUGCCCAGAUACUACGGCGAUGGGCAGCACCUUCCACGUAAAACCAGUAGCAAUAGCUACGUCCGUAAUGGACCUCGUGGAGUCUCUGCUUCGUCUCCCUUUUUGGGGGGUGAAAACUCUGCUGGGGGAAAGGUUUUGAUUUUGUUAAUUUGCCCCUUUUCGUGUGUGUUUGGGCGUUAGGGGUGGAAGGUAGGUGUCCGCCUACAGUCCUUCUCGUGGUCCGACGCUGGAUUCGGCUGAUCGCCUUUCUUACCAGCUCUGCCUUGGUGCUCCCACAUCUAGUGUCCCCGUCUAGGGGAGUGCGCAAAAGUGGGAAUUCCCCAAAACGAGGUGUGACGAGCCGGGGGUGGCUGUGCUUGAGACGGAGAAAGGGUGGGCUGGCUCAUUCGUUGUGUGCCUAAACGAAAGGCCACUGUCGCUCUGGCAGGGGGUCUGUAGCCCUGGUUAUUCAGGGAGCAUCUGUGAAGAGGAGACUGAGCAGCAUUCGUAUGUUCUCUAGAACUGGAGAUGGGGAAAACAGUCGGUUUUCCUAAUGCAACCACGUGCUGUGGGGAUCUCCCCUGCUGAAUAAUCCAAGUCCAACCCUGCUGUAAAAGUGACAGUCAAACCAGCAUUGGAAGCGGCAUGGCUGCGUCUCGAACGUGCUCCGUGGGCGAGUAAAGAUACGGCUGUUUGAACUGCAAACUCCCCCUGGCUUUGGAGAGUCCACCUGGGUUCUCUCCUUGCACGUCCUCCCCAGCAAGAGAGGUUCUGCUGGCCAGGUGAGGCCCAUGCCACCCCGUUGUCCUGUGGGUUUGUACGGGGGUCACUGAGCUGCCUUGUCUGCAGCGAGGGGGGGGGUAUUGCCCCAAUUCCAGCCGCCUGUGGCUAGCAAUUGGUGUAGCAGCACCAGGCGCUCAUCCUUGCUGGAGGCUGGGGUGGGAUGUGCUAGUAUCAAUGGAAGCUGGUGGCAGUUGGCCUGUUGUCAAGAGGAAUUUGCAGGCAGUGCUGCUGAAUUGGGGGCGUCCGCUCUGAUGCCCAAGGAAAACUAGAAUCCAGCUUCCCCCUCUCACAGCAGCACUGGGAGCAGGGCAAAUAGGAGUGAAGAGUGGUCAGAUCCGACCUGGGUCACAAGGUCUUGCGUGGGUUGAACUGACAGCGGUGAUGUAAAUUGGCUCCAGCCAGCGACCAGCUCCCAAUACUCUAGACAAGGCCAGCUGUAUUUUAGCAUGUGCUAAGUGGGCAGAGUUAAGGGUAGAAUGAGCUAGCUAAAACCCAUUGCUAAAUCCUCUCGACAAAGCCCGAAUGGAAGAGACAAGACUCCGGUCCGGUCUAUGCGAAGUGUUUCUGCUGGCCUGGCUUUGCCACUAGAAGCCUCGAACGUAGAAGCAGGGAGACUAGCGAAGUUUCUCUUUUACAGGUAUAGUUUCACUCAGGGCGGCGUGAUGUCACAAUUCCAGUGCAAAGCACGGCUUUGCCAGUGUAGCUGCGUCCACUUCAGGAACCCUUUGCUCGUAUGGUUAUGCUAGUUUGCCGUGAAGCACUCUUAGCGUAGACAUGUGCCCAAGGAGCAAAUCUGAUGACUAAAAGCCAUCACUGGAAAAUAGUUCACUUUCACGGCAGAGCAGCCUGUUGAAAUCUACCUGAGAGGGGUGUUUCUGUACCAGUUGAGAAUAAGCUCUUUUUGAAAUAGUCAGGGGUAUUUUGUUUCUGUUUUGGUUUUUUAAAGUCUGAUCCUGAACUUGCUUUGUACAUAAACCUGAAGUGUCUCUGGGCUGAGACCGGUGGAUCGCUACCUGCUUUCUAUAGAGUUAAACAUUAAGUUAAUGAUUUGGGUUUGGAAUCCUGUCUGUUGUGGAACAAUUCUCAUGCCGGUUGCUGGCUUGACCUGGCUUUCCAGGUGAGGCUUUUAACUGGAGAUGAGUCUAGGCCAAAAAUCUCAGAUCUGUACUUUGCAGCUCAGUCUUGUUUUGAGUCUUAACAGAGCAUGCUCAGAAAGAGCAUGUCUACAUGGGGAAGCUAUUUUGGAGUAAGCAAGGAUCUGAAUUUAAAGCCCUAGUGCUGUCCUGGGAUAGCUACUCUGGUCCAUUUCCCCACACAGACAAGCCCUAAGCGAAGUACCUGGGAGGCCGUCUUGAAUCUUCAAAUCUCUUUUGUGAAUUGCAUAUGAAAUCCUUCAAAGGAUACUCACUCUGGGUGUGCCGCUGGCUUUCGUCUUAACCUUGUAAAAUUGUACAGAAUUAUUGCACUGUAUUUAUAACGGGGAGCCACCUUUUUACACUUCUAUAUGUAUUUUAAGUGAGUGUAUUUAAAUCAUUCCUGGGGUGGUUCUCCUGAAGUCCAGCGUGGCGGUGUUGUGGGCGUGAAUGUGUUUUCUUUUGUAAACUUACGGCACUUGAAGGUUUGUGAGCAAAAAGAAAUGA
This is a messenger RNA of Mauremys mutica (yellowpond turtle), 6963 nucleotides long. It is a transcript of the gene E2F2, whose product is annotated as E2F transcription factor 2. Gene Ontology annotation, cellular component: RNA polymerase II transcription regulator complex. The transcript has 7 exons. NCBI's taxonomy places the organism in Eukaryota, Metazoa, Chordata, Testudines, Geoemydidae. Gene Ontology annotation, molecular function: protein dimerization activity; RNA polymerase II cis-regulatory region sequence-specific DNA binding; DNA-binding transcription factor activity, RNA polymerase II-specific. The record is from RefSeq and is a predicted model, not a curated record. Bases 815 to 2077 code for a protein of 420 amino acids. Gene Ontology annotation, biological process: regulation of transcription by RNA polymerase II.